ACGCACGGCCAAGCCAAUACUUCCUGCCAAAUAGUGGUCCCUAACAACAGACAAAGCUAAGCGGCGUGGAUUCAGUACAAAGGCAUUCGAAUAAAAUUUACACGUUACCCCAAUGGGUCCAGACGGCGUCCCCGGAACGAGAGAGUGAAAGAGCACCGCAGACAUGUCAGGACGGGGCUCGGCAGACGUGGACCGUUCGCAGGACCUGCCCGAACUGCCCACCAAGAAAGCCAGACACGAGCUCAGCGUUGGACUGGACAAAGAGCCAAGGGGAAUCGGUGGUGGUUUGAGCCCCGCAACUCUCUUGAGUGCUGGAGAUCAAGACAACUCCUACUCUGACCUGUCUAAUGUCCAGCUUGAUGGAGGGAGCAGGGAGCAGUCUGGUUCAGUGAGGGGAGGAGUGGGAUCUCAGAAUUGUGACGAGUCCAUGAACUCCUAUACACACACAGCGGAGAUCUGCAAAGAGCAUCCCGCGACAACUGCCUCCGAGUACAACACCCACAUCUACCAUGGAAACAGCCCAGCAGUGACGUCUUACGCCAGCACAGUGGCCUUCCCUCCCCUGACCCAGGCCACUGUGUACACUCCCUUCCCCCAGGCGGGACAGACAUACGGCCUGCCACCAUUCGGUGCUAUGUGGCCUGGUGUUAAGACAGAGACGGGGCUGCCUGAUGCAGCGCCCUCUGUUGGCCAGACUGGGUUUUUCAGCUUCAGCUCUGCGUAUUCCUCAACACAGCCCAGCCACGUGCACUACUCAUACCCCAGCCAAGGUUCCAGUUUCACCACGUCCAGUGUUUAUACUAACCUCCCCUCUGCUACCACAACAGCUACAGCGGCUCACCAGGAGUUCACCGGCUAUAACUCUCUGGGCCAGUUACCUCAGUACUACACUCCGCAUCCCAGCUAUGCGCCCGCUGGGCUGCCAAGCAGCGACGAGAACGGGUCCGUUGUGGGUGUGGCUGGGUACCCAGCCAUCAAGACGGAGGGCAUUGCCUCGGCUGGCCUGCCCAGCACCACAGAGGUUUCCCCACGUGAGAACCUCCCAACCGGCAUCGCCCUGCCAACCGGCGUCGCCCUGCCCACCGGCGCACGGGACCAGGAGGAGGCGGGGCGGAGGAACUCUGCUGGGAAGGCCAAAGGGAAGGCCAAGAAGUCAGACAGCAACCAACCCACUGACAAUGACCUGGAGCGGAUCUUUCUGUGGGACCUGGACGAGACCAUAAUCAUCUUCCACUCUCUUCUCACUGGCUCCUUCGCUCAGAAGUUCGGCAAGGACCCAGCCACAGUGCUGAACCUGGGCCUACAGAUGGAGGAGCUGAUCUUUGAGCUGGCUGACACACACCUGUUCUUCAACGACCUGGAGGAGUGCGAUCAGGUGCACGUCGAGGACGUCGCUUCGGACGACAACGGACAGGACUUGAGCACCUACAACUUCCUGGGGGACGGCUUUAACGGCCCCAGUGGGGGAGGGGUCCCGGGAGCCACUACAGGGGUCCAGGGCGGGGUUGAGUGGAUGAGGAAACUGGCCUUCCGUUACCGCCGCCUAAAGGAGAUCUACAACGGAUACAAGGGGAACGUGGGAGGCCUGCUGAGCCCCAUUAAGAGGGAGCUGCUCCGUCAGAUCCAGGCUGAGAUUGAGAACGUCACGGAUGCCUGGCUCAGCACAGCUCUCAAGUCCUUGCUGCUCAUCCAGUCCAGGUCAGCUCAGGGUAAGUGUAUGAAUGUGCUGGUGACCACCACCCAGCUGGUUCCAGCUCUGGCCAAAGUGCUCCUCUACGGGCUGGGAGACAUCUUCCCUGUGGAGAACAUUUACAGCGCCACCAAGAUAGGUAAAGAAAGCUGCUUUGAGCGCAUAGUCUCUCGUUUUGGGAAAAAGGUGACCUAUGUGGUGAUCGGAGACGGUCGUGACGAAGAGUUUGCCGCCAAACAGCACAACAUGCCCUUCUGGCGCAUCACCAGUCACGGGGACUUGGUAUCCCUCCACCAAGCCCUGGAACUAGACUUCUUGUAAAGAUGAGGAGGUGGAGGUCUGACGCAGAGGGAAACGCUGUCAGUCGACCUUCCUUUCGCUUGUGGGAGUGGCAUAUUAUUUAGUCCUCAGCUCCACCCCAGCUCUCAAAUAAACACACAGACACACACACACACACACACCUGACCCUCCCCGGGCGAUGGCCAAGAACUGAACCGAGCUGGACUUUGGUGGGGAAUGACACCGGACAGAGCCCCCCCCCACGGCAGCUAUCCUCACCUUGGGGCGGAGCCGGGGGGCAGAGCCUGGCCCAAACGGGAUGGACCGACCUGACGGGAAGAAGAACCUGCAUCGCUCACUGGAGUGUCUGUAAACUCUGACCUCACGACCCACAGCAGGUCCUCUGCCUUCUCCCUGUUCCCUGCCAAGUGCACUGUUUGGGACUAGUGUCUAUAAGGGCUCUGGUGGAGUGCGGGGUGACAUGCAGGGAAUCGGGGGCCAUUUGGGACAGUCUUGAGGACCUGCAGCGCCGGCCAGCGACAGGCGCUCUACGAUGUUUAGAGCUUUCAGUCUUUGCUCUCUUUCUCUGGUAGAGCUAUCGUAUUCAAAAAAAGGAUAAUGUCACUUCAAAUCUGUCUUUUGAUUUAUUUUUCUUUCAAGGUUGUUUUGCACUCGUUCCAAUGCUUGAAAACAAAUGUCUUGAUGAGGGCCGCGAUCAUGGAAUAUAACGAGGUUGCUACUCAGCAAUGACCUUCAAUGAGUUGCCUUCUGGAUGUAACUUCAACCAGUUGUACUUUAGUUAACUGAAGGUACUGACAGUGUUUUCUGUCUAAACCAGAGCGGCAUUCUGGGUAUAGAACAACCCUGCUCCAUCCGUCCUUACCCCUUCAGCGUGUCACAGAAGCCCAACAGAUUCUGUAGUCUUGUCCAGUGACAAACUGGUCUGAAAAAUCUGAAUUAGGCUGCAAUUGUAACUGUGGGCUAACUGACCUGUUCCACUGCAUGAUUUGUUGUCCAGGUUGUGGUUAAGUAUUUUAUAAAAUUAGCCAAAACGGUCCCUUUGAAUUAACAUUAACAUGCAGUGAGUGGGCCCUCAAAACAGGGCGAUUUGCUUUUAGCACACCGAUAAGGUUCAAUUUCUAUACUUACACGCUUAUCUUGUAGAAGAUACGACCUCUCCACAGGGUCAACUGUUCCUCAGACAACAGACCCUGCGUGUCCUUGAAUUCCCAGAGACUUUGACCAAGAGCGUUUAAUUGUUUUGCUGUGCAAAGGGCAAAAUACACAUUGGCACAAAUGCCCUGGUUGGUGUAGCACAUAAAAGUGUAAUUCUUAAUUAAAAACUGGAAAGGACGGUGGGUUAGACCGAGUUAUAGAUUUCUCUUGUCACUGGUCCACAUUUGUCUGUUGUCAUCACAGAUAUCAACUGUUUGUGUUAGCUGGAAAUUCGAUAAGGUAUCCUUGGUACAGAAAUAUCUCUGGCUGAUUUUCAUGGCAUGGGUCACAGAAAAACCCAAAUUAACUUACCAAAGAAAAAUCGCAAUUGAUGUGUUCCCAAAUGACAGGUUCAAAACGCUACAGAUUUGAGUCAUUUGAAGCCCCCAUUAGUUUAUUCCCCCAUGCAUUUGCUGGAUGUCUACCUAUGGGAACCGUCUGUAUGUGCUAUUGAUUGUGCUGGACAGCUGCCCAGAAUAUAUAGCUGAUCGCCUUCUGUGUGCAGUAUAGUCAUUAUGCUAAUGGUGGGGUGAAAGCCAGCGGCGACUGCAAUACAUUUCCGGUUAGCGAUACUGGCAUGCCCGUUAAUUAGCUAGCCUGUGUUUCAAAGGAAGCGUUGCUGCCGCAUGUAUCUGGCCCGGAGAGAUGAUUAGAGGUGUGAUGUCAUUACUCCGGGGCCGUGUGAGAUCAUCGACUGAACAGUACUGAGCCUGAUGAGUUGUCACAUUUACAUUUACACCUGCAGCUUGACAUUUUGGAUUGUGUUAUUUGUGUUUGUCUUGUAAAUAUUUUCCAUUGUGCCUUUUUGCCAUCUACAUGUUAUGUAUCCAUGAAUCAUCUCUAAAGGAAACACUUAAGAUGUGUUAGAGACAUCAUUGUGGUUGUUGUUGUUGCGAACUUUAGUCAAAGUGUUAUUUCUUUUCUUAUUUUACUACUCCUACCGUCUGUCGGCAUUUAUCUUUUAACUGUCUGUAAUGCCGAGGUCACGUGUGUGUGAAUGUAGUAUUUUUCCUCAUUGACAAAUGUUUUUUUCUUUUUGUGUUUAUGAUUUUUAUUCUGCCAAUAAUGUUACAGGUGAACAUUUCUGUUCAUGAUGUCACAGCUAUGUGCCACUAAUUCAGUGGUUUUCAAACCUUUCCUCUGGUCCCCCACAGUAGAAAUGUCAUUAUCUGGCUCACCUGACCCCCUAAUUAAGGGUUGAUGAUUAGCUGAUGUGUUAAAUCCGGGGUCUGAAAGGUUGGGCGUCACUGAGGAUAGGUUCGGGAACCACGGCGCCAAGUUGUGGCAUCCUUUUCCUUGUUGAAAACUGAAUCCCAAUGCUGUCAACUAAUGUUGAAUCUUAUUUUAGCGUUUCAGAGUCACUGUGACUGGCUUUUUCACUGCUUAGACAAUCGAAUCUGUAUCAAAUGUUAAAUUGAAUGUUGUCCUGGUCCACGACACAUGGUGAAGCAUGUAUAUAAAGUAGGCUUUGCAAGUUGUUCAAAACUGCACACGUUACUAGCUAAUAGUGGAAAGAAAUAAAAUGGAUGCAUUUUAAAAUCACAAAUUGGAUCCUUUGGAAUGGAAGGGUGUCCCGGACAAGGAAUAUUGUGAAGUUGACAGACGUCUUUAAUUUAUAUUGACUGCACAAUCAACACGGUCUGUUGCCUCAUAUCCUUUUUGGUGGAGAUCGCCUUCAACCAGGAAACCAGUGAUCCUCAGACCACCAUCAACCCCCAGCCAAAACACCUAUGUUGUGGUUAGUCAUUAGAUCAUUGGUUUUGUUGCUUUUUACCCUGUAUGAUUUUGUUUAGUCUACUGUGUCUUUGUGUUUAUGUUGCAUGUUGUUUCUUUGUGAGGAAUGUGUUUUUAAAAUAAUCUGUUGCUAAACAUAUGUAUGAUUCUCUACUUUUUUUUAACCUAUUAACCAGAGAUGGGUCUUGUUUUUUCAUCAGUGGAUUUGUGUUAAAGCCAAUGACGAUGUACCAGUUGUAUAUUCUCAAAAACUUUUUGUUGAAGUGCAUUUUACCAGGCUGUGUUGUCUGUCAUGUAGAGUUUUCGUUUUUCUGGUAAUAUUCUGUCAGAAGGAAGGACCUGUGACCCCAAGCAGCUUGGUAGGGAGAUGUGGAUCAUCUAGACCAGAGGUGUCAAAUCGGUUCCACGGAGGGCCGAGUGUCUGCAGGUUUUUGCUCUCUCCUUGUACUUGAU
Molecule: messenger RNA, 5371 nt
Organism: Esox lucius (northern pike)
Lineage: Eukaryota; Metazoa; Chordata; Actinopteri; Esociformes; Esocidae
Gene: eya3
Product: EYA transcriptional coactivator and phosphatase 3
Exons: 18
Coding region: 164-2011 (615 amino acids)
Biological process (GO): multicellular organism development; negative regulation of extrinsic apoptotic signaling pathway in absence of ligand; cell differentiation
Cellular component (GO): nucleus
Molecular function (GO): protein tyrosine phosphatase activity
Source: RefSeq, a predicted model, not a curated record